CCGACCGUACUUCCGGUAGUGAAAAGGCGGGCAAGAUGGCGGACUGAGUGGCUGUAGCGUCCUCGUUUAACAAAUAUAUAAAUUAUUCGUCUUUUAUUAAGCCCACCAAAUGAAAAUUGAGUUUGGAGCGACGGGGAGUUACCUGAAGUGAAGAUUGAAGACGUGAUAGAAGAUGGACGACUACCGCUAUGCUAAGAUGGCGACGUCCGCUAAAAGAGAACAUGAAAGAGAAUCACUAACGGAGAAAAAGACGAAAACUGCAGUUAAAGAUGAGCGAGUGGAAGUUUCCAAUAACGUCAUUUUGGACGUGAGCCCUCAAAAGAGCGUCGAUGAGACAUUAGCUGACUUCGUUGAACAAUGUAAACGAAGGACCGCCAUGAUUGUUAGCUUGAAGAAGGCAGUGGAGUUCACAUCAGAGGAGAUGAAAGAAUGCAAAAGUCAAAUGAAGAAAGUGGAAGAGCAAAACAAGCGCUUGUGUAAAGAAAAGAAUGAUGUGAAAGAAGAGAUGUUGGGGAAGAGUAAGAGAUGUGAAGAGAAGACUGGACCACAUGUCUACAUCAACGUGCAGAGGAUUGGAGAAGAACUUCCCCCUCAGUUAGGGGCGAGCUCCACUUUGAAGCCGGAGACUCCACAACCACCCUGCAUUAAAAAGGAAGAGGAGGAACUCUGGAUCACUCAGGUGGGAGAAUGUCUUCUAGGACCACAGGAGGCUGAUCUCACCAAGUUGCCACUGACUGUUGUCUCUGUGAAGACUAAAGAUGAUGAAGAGAAACCACAACUAGACAACCUCUUAGCUCUACUAUCAGAUAGUGAGGCUGAAGACGGUGAUGAAGAAGCUUUGGGCAGCGAUACAGACUGGGUAGGUGACGUGACGACUCGCACUCACAACAAAUACUCUAAAAAGAAGAGAGGUGAAAGGAGGACUAAUACUGUUAACAAACACUCUGGAUGCUCUAAAAAGAAGACGGACACAAAACGAUUCAGCUGCUCAGUUUGUGCUAAAAGCUUUACUCGAAACAGCUAUUUGAGGCCACACAUGAGAACGCACACAGGAGAAAAACCAUUUCACUGUUCAGUUUGCGGUAAAAGUUUUAGUAUGAAGAGCAACUUGACUAAACACAUGAGAAAACACACAGGAGAGAAUCAAUUUGUUUGUUCAAUGUGCGGGAGAAGUUUUUGCCGAUACAAUUAUUUGACUGAACACAUGAGAAUAACACACUCAAAAAACAUUUAACUGUUCAGUUUGUGGUAAAAGCUUUUCUCGAAACAAUGUUUUGACUCUACAGAGUGAAAAAAACAUUUAGUUGUUCAGUGUGCUGUAAAAGGUUCCAUCAUAAAACACACGGUAGAUAACAAAUGAGCUGUUUAGGUUGUAGCGACAUCCACCCAAAUUGACCUUCCUUAAAAUAAGUUCACUGCUUCUUUCACAAAUUUCUGAGGUAUUCAUACAAAUCAGGAUUAUCUAGAGCUUCGUCUUAUCUUCUUACAGUACCUUUUAAUAUCAUUAUUGAAAUCAUUUCUGCAGGUGUUUAAAAAUGUUUGUUUACUACCAUUUUAUGGAAUUAUUUUGGUUUAUGUUACGUCACGUGGGUUCACUUCCUGUCGUAUGUAGACAGGUGUAGGAAUCUUCAUAUUUACCUUUACUGUGGAGUAGUUGUGUUUUAGUAUCUUGCUUUAUUGUUUUAAUAGUAAUGAUAGUCUGGCAAUAUUUUGCAACAGUUUGAAAAUCUAUAGAAUAUUGUUUUUUUAUUAUCACAUUGUUGUCGUUUUGAAAGACAUGUUACUGAAUUGUUUAGUGUAUGAUGAUUUGUACGGCUUUUUUUAUUGAAAUAAAGAUUAGAUUUUU
Molecule: messenger RNA, 1846 nt
Organism: Nerophis lumbriciformis (worm pipefish)
Lineage: Eukaryota; Metazoa; Chordata; Actinopteri; Syngnathiformes; Syngnathidae
Biological process (GO): regulation of transcription by RNA polymerase II
Molecular function (GO): DNA-binding transcription factor activity, RNA polymerase II-specific; RNA polymerase II cis-regulatory region sequence-specific DNA binding
Source: RefSeq, a predicted model, not a curated record